Messenger RNA from Ramularia collo-cygni, 339 nucleotides. RefSeq lists its product as uncharacterized. Lineage: Eukaryota; Fungi; Ascomycota; Dothideomycetes; Mycosphaerellales; Mycosphaerellaceae. The transcript has a single exon. The coding region runs from base 1 to 339 and encodes 112 amino acids. The record is from RefSeq and is a predicted model, not a curated record.
AUGUCUUCAACAGUCUAUACGCCGUUUGGACAAUGGCCCGUGCCGCGCAACCCCUGGAGUGAAUCCAUGCAUUGGUUGAAUGCCACCGAAGUCGCAUGCGUUGUGCAUCGCAAACAAGCGAUCCGCAAGGAUGCAGGCAUGCCCUCAUGCUCUCAUGCAUGGACUCGGAGAAGCAUGUGGGAUAUUCGCCACUCGCAGGCAAUAGCAAAUGGCGAGACAACUCCGGAUGCUCCGAGCCCCGGCAGUGUGGCGAAUCUGUCUCGCAGGUCUAUCCAUAUCUUUCUGAGGCCCGUCAACUACAUUCCACAAGCCCUGCUCCGUGUUUCGUUGGGCGGCUAG